Messenger RNA from Microtus oregoni (creeping vole), 1041 nucleotides. It is a transcript of the gene Ltb4r, whose product is annotated as leukotriene B4 receptor. The record is from RefSeq and is a predicted model, not a curated record. Lineage: Eukaryota; Metazoa; Chordata; Mammalia; Rodentia; Cricetidae. The transcript has a single exon. The coding region runs from base 1 to 1041 and encodes 346 amino acids. Gene Ontology annotation, biological process: complement receptor mediated signaling pathway; positive regulation of cytosolic calcium ion concentration; inflammatory response. Gene Ontology annotation, molecular function: complement receptor activity; leukotriene receptor activity. Gene Ontology annotation, cellular component: plasma membrane.
AUGGCUCCAAACACUACAUCUCCUGCAGCACCUUCCUCUCCUGGUGGCAUGUCUCUGUCUCUGCCUAUUGCCCUGCUGUCUGUGGCCCUGGCUGUGGGGCUUCCUGGCAACGGCUUUGUGGUGUGGAGCAUCCUGAAGAGGAUGCAGAAAAGAUCCGUCACCGCCCUGCUGGUGCUGAACUUAGCUCUGGCCGACUUGGCUGUGUUGCUCACUGCUCCCUUUUUUCUACACUUCCUGGCUCGACGCACGUGGAAUUUUGGAGUGACCGGUUGCCGCCUGUGCCACUAUGUUUGUGGAGUAAGCAUGUAUGCCAGCGUCCUGCUUAUCACCAUCAUGAGUCUGGACCGCUCAUUGGCAGUGGCCAAGCCCUUUGUGUCCCAGAAGGUGCGCACUAAGACGAUUGCCAGAUGGGUGCUGGCAAGCAUCUGGGUGUUGUCUUUUCUGCUGGCUACACCGGUCAUUGUGUACCGUUCCGUAGAACGGCUCAACAGGACUCUGAUCUGCCGGCCGUAUUAUCCCAGCGACGGGCAUAUGGCCUUUCAUCUGCUUUUUGAAACCAUCACUGGCUUCCUUCUGCCCUUUCUGGCGGUGGUGGCCAGCUACUCUGACAUCGGACGCAGGCUGCAGGCUCGGCGCUUCCGUCGCAGUCGCCGCACCGGCCGCCUGGUGGUCCUUAUCAUCCUGGCCUUCGCCGCCUUCUGGCUGCCUUACCACCUGGUGAACCUGGUGGAAGCCGGUCGUGCGCUGGUGGGCUGGGACAAGGCCGACUCUGUGGGGAGGCAUCUGAAGAUGGCCCGCAACGUGCUCAUCGCGCUGGCCUUCCUGAGCAGCAGCGUGAACCCGGUGCUGUAUGCGUGCGCGGGUGGCGGCUUGCUCCGCUCAGCAGGCGUGGGUUUCGUAGUCAAGCUGCUGGAGGCCACUGGCUCCGAGGUGUACAGUACCCGCCGCGGGGGCACCCUGUGCCAGUCCCAGAAGGCCACACCGGCCUGCCCUGAGCAAGGUCCCACCGAAGCCUCCAUGACCUCCUCUACCCCCUCCUGA